UCUGCACAAAGCAGCACGGUUCCCCGGCAAAGCCCUGGAGAGGAGGAAGAAUCAACGCUCAGCAUUUGGCUCAUAUUCAGGUGCACACCAAGCAGCGCUCCAGGCAGCUUUGGGUCAGAACAAGGCUAUUCGAACUUGAAACGAAUGAAGGGGACAGUGUGGGUCACUGACUGCGGGCCGGAGGCGGGGCCGGCCACACACACGGAGAGACGCGGAGGCGCAGGAGCCGCGAGUUAGGAAAUGUAACCCUGGCGACCCCCAAAAGCCCCCGCCUCCCCGGCUCCUGCUCUACCUGCUUGCCUAGCGUUCUGAGCUGCCACCGUAGGCAAUGACCAGCCCUGCGCCCUUAGUGGCCUCCAUCAGCCACCAAAUGGUUGCUCUGCAGACCCUGCAGCUGCUGCAGCAGGAGUGGGGCUGGGGGGACGGCCCGGGAGCCCCGGGGAGCCCGCGAGACCUGGACCACGUGCCCGCUGCCGCACCCCCCUGCACUCUGGCGCGCAUGGCGAUGCGCAGCGCGCUGGCCCGCGUGGUGGACUCGACCUCGGAGCUGGUCAGCGUAGAGCAGACGCUGCUGGGGCCCCUCCAACAGGAGCGGUCUUUUCCCAUCCACCUGAAGGACAGUGUUGAGUUUAGAAACAUCUGCAGUCAUUUGGCUCUACAAAUCGAAGGACAGCAGUUUGACAGAGACUUGAAUGCUGCCCAUCAGUGUUUGAAGACAAUAGUUAAGAAGCUGAUUCAGUCACUUGCCAAUCUUCCUUCAGAUGCCCACAUGGUUGCCUGCGCUUCCUUGAGACAGAUCUUACAGAAUCUCCCAGACACAUGAGGGUUAAAAGCAUUGAGAUGUAAUCCACAGCUAGCAUUAAGAGAACUGUAUUCCUUAACUUCCUAAUUGCAUCAGAAGACAAUGGACAUUUUUAUUCCCAACAAGGAGACUUGAUAGCACAUAUAGCAGUCUGUCAGCGGUACUUGUAGCUUCCACAACUAUAGCAUGUUAGUGAAAAAUUUUUAAAGCUGUGAUUCAUAUAUAAGUAUGUUGACUUAUUUGCUUUCUUUUCAAUUGAAAUAUAUUUCAUUUUGUGAAACUGAUUGGAUUACAUGAGUUUAUAUUUAUUAAUGCAUAUUAAGUGUUAGCUUUCACUGAAUGGUACCUUAAAGUCAUAUUAAUGAAUGCGAUAAGGUUUAAUAUAGUUAUUUAUAAUUAAAGCUCCAUGGAUCUUAAAAUUAUCUUGAAUAUAAAAGACAUGUUUUACUUGAUGGCACUUCACUUUUGGUUAUGUGAGUGAGUUUUCGUUGUAGGACCCCAUGAGACAGUACAGUAAUUAUGAAUUUCAAUCCUAGUGUUAAUAACUUAUGAUUGGGAAUGAAGCAUUGCUUCUAAACCUUGUGCUUUCAUAUGCUGAUUUGUAAGCUUAAAAUGAGCUCUGAAGUACCAAGACUACAUGAUAUGUAAAUACAAAGUACAGUGUUAUUAAAAUCUCAUGUGGAACAUCUAGCUUUUCUUAUCUGUUUCUAACCAUUCUGAAUGAAGUGGGACAUUCUUAUGAAAAAAGGAGAGUGGGCAGAUUUCCCUUACCAUUUAGACACUGAGGAUUGGGAAAAGCAAAAGAGGAUUCUUUUUAAUGCAAAAAAAUCUGUAUAUACUUAGAAAAACCUAAGGUUCCUCUUGUUUAAUGACUGUAUGAGAACAAAAUAAGGUGAAGUGCUUGUUCUCUCCUAAAUGUUAAAUAGAAAUAGCCUGUAGAUUAAAAAAAAAGUUGAUAGUGUAUAUGUACAGCUUAUUUUCUGAAAGUAUUAUAAACUGGGUCUAUGUGAUGAGAGUACAUCCCCUGUCUUUAAAAAAAAGUACUAAUAGUAAUCAAAACCUUUAUAAUCCUCCUUAUUGUGAUCCUAGUUGGUUAAAAAUGUUUUCUUCCAGGAUGUGAGAAUGAAAAGUAAAUCUAUAUAAUUGACCAUUUCCACAGAAAAGAAUGUGAGAAACAGGAAACUGAAUUCUGAAGGAAAGAGGGAAGCUUUUUAGUGUAUUAUGUGUGUUGGGAGUAGUUUUGAGGGCCAGUAAGGCAUUUAUUUCUUGGAAAUACUCGGUAAUUAUUUUUUCUCAGUUCUAGUAAACAUUUUAUUUGGGGUAGGCUAUGACUUUAUUUUACGAGGAGGGUUUUCCUCCCGAAAGAAACAUCCUGGUGGUCUCUUUUAAAACUCAUCAUUACAUAUAAGGUGCCUUCCCCAUUGUAAUUAAUAAUUCUGCCAAUAUUAAGGUUUUUAAACUCUUACCCAAUGACAUUGAGCAUUUUGACUUUUCUAUCAUUACUUGUGCUUUUUACUAACUUUGUACCAUGUCUUCCACAUAUGAUUAAAAUCCAACCCAUCCUUCAAGGCUUGAUUUACCUGCCCCCUCAUAUGUAUCCUUCUGGACUAGCCUAAAUGGAAGUGAGCUCUUUGUCAUCUUUCACAGAGCACAUUUUGAGCUACUGCUCUGGUGUUUUUAUAUACCAUCUUUAAAGCACUGCUAUUGGUAUAUCUGUGACCAAGAUCAGUUUGUGAAGGCAAGAAUUUUUCUAGAUCUUUUCAUAUGGUAGCCACUGGCCACACAUGACUCUUAAGAACUGAGAUGUGCUUAAAAUGUAAAAUGCACACUGGCUUUUCAAAAUUUAGUACU
Molecule: messenger RNA, 2653 nt
Organism: Fukomys damarensis (Damara mole-rat)
Lineage: Eukaryota; Metazoa; Chordata; Mammalia; Rodentia; Bathyergidae
Gene: Dleu7
Product: deleted in lymphocytic leukemia 7
Exons: 3
Coding region: 329-823 (164 amino acids)
Source: RefSeq, a predicted model, not a curated record